Molecule: messenger RNA, 11026 nt
Organism: Pelobates cultripes (western spadefoot toad)
Lineage: Eukaryota; Metazoa; Chordata; Amphibia; Anura; Pelobatidae
Source: the annotation of a GenBank genome assembly
CAAAGCUGGCUGCAGUGACGUCAACAGCAGCCUCAUCCCUCCCGCCCUCCGUACUGGCCCUCCCCUCAGCGCGCGACCUGGUAUUUGAAUCCAGCUUCCGCCAUUUUCUUUCGCUUCCUCACAGACGCUUCUGGAAGGUGAGAGCUGAUUUCAGCGAGCCCUGCCAUCCGCCCUCCCCCCAUCCUCAAUCCUCCCCGCAUCGCCGCCAUCCCCGGCCCACCGGACUCGGCUCCGUCUCUCAGCCCCAGCAGUGCCGUAGCGCCGCCGAUCCCCGUAGCUCUGGGCGGGAUCCGUGCUCGGUGAGUUGGACGGGAGCGGCAGCCGUCCUGUGACGGGUCGCGGGAGGGCUGCGGCGUUGGCGCGCUUUUCUGCCAGCUCCCCUCCCGAUCCUCCCCUGUCAGUGUCCGGCUCACUUACCGCUCGCUGACCGGCUGACACCUACCUCCCCGCUACCGCUGGCCCCGGCUCUAGGCCCAGCCAGUCGCUGCUCCCCGCGGACGGGCCUCCUCCCACCCCGUGACUAGACACUUACACCGUGCGGGCACGAGGCGGCUCAGCUGCGCAUCUGACGCUGUGCCCUGUAAUAGUGCGGCUGCGGAUUCCCGCCAUCACCGGGGGGGGACACGGGGGGGGGGGUGACCGACCAUCAUUCCCAUUAUGGGGAGACAGGAAGCACCCAGCCGCCAUUACUCCCCAUUCAUACCGCGUGUGCUGAUAAAUGGCGCGAGCUUUACACCCCCUCCGCCACCCAACCCCGAGAGUGCUCACACGGGGCGACACUUCCCUGCUGUUAACCCUGUCAUAGCCAGCCCGGAGGGAGCUUCUUUGUGUCUUCAGUGUUGGCUUUUUCGUUAGACUGGUUGAUUGUGAGAACUUUUACCUCUUUGGUAUCUUGUCACGUUUUACAGUUUAAAAUACUGUGUGUAUGUGUGUGUGUAUAUAUAUAUAUAUAUAUGAUUUAUUUUCAGGCGAAAAGCUGUUCACAAUAGUUUCACCUUUUGUGCCAGGUGCAUGAGGUGCACAAAUGGCCUAUUUUCUAAACUCUGUAACUUUGCAUCUGUGAGGUCUGAUUUCUGUAAGACUUUGUUUACAAAACAAAUGUAAUAGUUUGAAACAACUUUAUUCAAUCCUAAUAGCUGUGGUGUGGAUUACUGAUUAUGCAAAUACAUUUGGCAAUGUGAUGAUCUUGGUAAAUAUAACUUAAUUUUACUUCAGAGGUUUUGUUUGGUUCUCACCAAAAUACUUUCUAGCUUGGAAUAGUGUAGGGUAGACCAGUGUUUCCCAACCCAGUCCUCAAGGCACACCUACCAGUCCAGGAUUUAGGGAUUACCCAGUUGUGUCUAAGGUGUUUUUUUUUUUUUUUUUUUUUUUCUUCUUUGUAAAAACACCUUAGACACAACUGGGUCAUCCCUAAAUCCUGGACUGGUAGGUGUGCCUUGAGGACUGGGUUGGGAAACACUGGGGUAGACCACCACUUAAAGUAUGUGUGUAAUUAGAUGCUAACGAAAUACAUAGUGAAAUAUCUGAAGUCUGUUUUGUGACCAUACUUUGUCUUUAAAACUGCAUAUAUUCUUCUAGCUACACAUGCACAAUGUCAGAAAGUCUGUAGGCCAUGUGCAUGACUUGUUAUAUCAAGCGUGUACUGAUGGUAAUCAAUUUAAUCUGUAGGUUGAAGCGGUUAUUAAACUCUCCUGGCACCAUAAUAACUUCAUCAAAGAGGUAUGGUACCUGGAGGUUCCUGGCACACUUAUUUUUUUGUUUUAAUCUCCAAAGUUUCCUCUCCAGUGACUUUUGACUUUUCCUCACUAUCUUAUCAGUUAGAGGAAGCUAGGGACAGCUGCUCAUUGGGGGUACCUUUCUCAGUCUGUGGGUUUUUUUUUUUUUUUUAAUAGGGAGCUACUGAUUGGCAUACCACUCUAGUCAGCGUCACGGUUGUCAGUGGCGUCCUCUAGCUGAUUUUCUGGAAGCGGGAUAUCAAGGAACAGCGCUUGAGACAACUUUGGAGUUAAACCGUUUCUAGGACCUCUUGGCACCAUAAUUUAACUUUGUUGUUUUGGUUCCCGGAUGGUUCCUUUAUAUGUGAAACAAUUAUGCAUGAGGAAUAAAAGUAGGUGAGAUAUAGCCAAACUCUGACAUGGUGAGGUGCUAAAGACCAGUUUUUCACCCCAGCUGAGAUCGUCAAUCCUGUUACAGUGGCUCCAGUGCCUAUAGUGUCUCUACUGUCCCUACACCAUAGCAAGACUGGGUAUGGCAACAGAAACUUAAUCAGACUGGUUUCCAGAUGUACUGAAGACCACAGAAAUGCACAAUGUUAGUUGUUAAUGCAGUGGUUUGCUACGGAAACUUAAUGCAUCAUUGUUAUGCACAGUAUUGCCUUCAGCUCAGACUUGGCAAUUGCCAUUGGAACUCUGGUAGACCCUUCUACAGUCUGGCAAAGACAGGUCUGUAGAAAGGUUAAGCAACUCAACUGUAACCGCAACUGGGGUGCAGAAAGAUAACAGCGGGUGAGCUGCACUCAUAAAUCCAAACUUUGGAAUUUGGUUACCUCAGACAGGUUAGCACUCAUUUAACUUGACCAUUAUAGUGCCCUGAGGGUGCCCCCUCCCGCCCGGCUCUGGAAGGGGGAAAGGGGUAAAAACUUACUUUUUUCCAGCGUUUGGCGGGGAGCUCUCCUCCUCCGUUCCUCCCCGUCGGCUGAAUGCGCAUGCACGACAAGAGCUGCGCGCGCAUUCAGCGGUCGCAUAGGAAAGCAUUCACAAUGCUUUCCUAUGGAUGCUGGCAUGCUCUCACUGUGAAAAUCACAGGCUUUGGGGGGGAAGGCUUAACCCAUUCAUAAACAUAGCAGUUUCUCUGAAUGUUUAUAAAAGAAUGGGUUAAUCCUAGCUGGACCUUGGCACCCAGACCACUUCAUUAAGCUGAAGUGGUCCUUUAAAUAUUUUAAGAAGUUCAUUAGGUAUGAUAAAUAUUUUAUUUUAAAACUGGAUCAGUUAUAGAUACACUUUAUUUUUUUUAUUUUUUUUUUUAUAUAAAUAUUCGUUUGACUAUUGUUCCUGAAGGACGGCAUGACAAGUGCUGAUUUUAUAGAUCACUUUUUAUAUAAAUACAUGCAGUGAGAAUUAAUUCAUUGUUGUAAAGAAUUUAUAGAUUCAAUCUUUCAAGUUCAUGGUUCUUCUCUAGCUCACACAAACAUGUAUUCCUGAUCCGAUAGUGUUAAACCUACCAUUUAGGUGGUUUCCCCCAACCCACUUUGCUCCCUCAAAAGCAUAUAAAACUCUCCUUAUUUCAAGUGCUGCGCUAGUCCGCCCCCUUGGUGACAUCAUCAGAAUUGCCUUAUUUUAACCAAACCAAUGCUUUCCCAUAGGGAAAGCAUUGGAUUGGCAAGGGGUGGAGCCAAGUGCCAUUUCAGCCAAUCAGCACCUCCUCGUAGAGAUUCAUUGAAUCAAUGCAUCUCUGAGGAAAAUUCAGCAUCCCCAUUCAGAGCAUGGAGACGCUGAACAGCGGCACUGCCCCAGGGAAGCACCUCCAGUGGCCAUCUGAGGGGUGAACCCUUGGAGGUGUUCCUAGGGGCAAUGUAAACACUGCCUUUUCUCUGAAAAGGCAGUGUUUGCAUUAAAAUGCCUGAAGCCAAUGAUUAUACGCACCAGAACAACAUUAAGUUGUAGUUUGUUCUGGUGACUAUAGUGUCCUUUUAAUAGUUUGCUCUAUUGCUGGGGGUACCAGGACUGGCUACUGCUCCCAUAACUACUAUAGUUGUCUCUAGUGGUUAUGAUGCUUGCAGUAUUCCAAAACUAUCUUUUUUUUUUUUGGCCACUCCCCUUUGACUAGCUUUGUGCUGUAGGAGGGUGGUUUCUGUGAGGCUGUAUGAUUUUUUUUUUUUUUUAUGGCCUGUCAGCUCUGCAGUCCCCAUAGAGCAGUCACUCUUUGGUGGCUUUGCUUGUGCUAUCUCACUUAUUAGUGAGUAAAAAUGAAUUAUCGCACAAAUAUUUAACAUUGGCGGGGGGGGUUGAAAAUGUAUAAAACUAUUCCCAAAAGACACUUUUAGUCAUAAUACAAAACGCUGCUCUUGUUACAGCUGCCUCCCUCAGGUCUCAUGCGUAGCUAUGACAUGACAUCCAGGGAAAAGGAAUAUGUAAGCUGCCCUCAACCAGCAUAGUGACUUUUUUUUUUUUUUUUUAAAUGAUGAAUAGGAAAAUAUAUUGAAAUAGACAUUACAGUGCCACUGUCUGCGUAUAUUGCAUCAUUUUGAAAGACCUCAGACUGUGACAUUGCUGCUGGUGGCCGAUAGCAGAGAAAGGUGAGGUUUACUUACCUUAACCUGUUCUUUACAGGCACUGUCAUCCUCUUGUGCUGCUGCCGCCAGGGACAAAUGUUGUUGCUGUACAAUCAAGCAUGCGCUAAUAUCUCUACAGCUUCUGACUUAAUCCACUAUCUAGAAGUGUCAGGAGUGUUUUAAAAAAAAAAGGGGAAAUACACGUCCCUACUUUGUUUCAUUAUAUCUUCUGAUUGGGUUUCUGUGAAUUUUUUUUUCUAAAUAUUCAUUUAUUUUUUUAUUGUAUGAUGAAAUUGCGAGUAUGGGUGGGGGCUUAACUUAUUUUCAGCUUUCCAAAAUGUUCUCAGGAAUUAGGUUUUACCUGUCAAAUAGGAUGAUAAUUGCAAAUAUCUCCCUUUACAUGUCAGAUCUAUAAAAGAAGAAAAAAAAGUUGUAUUCAUUCAUACAGUGCUGCUUUAACUGCACAUGAUAAAUGGGUGCAUAGAUUUGGUUGGAGGGGGUGGUGUAGAUUGACAAACUCCCUCUGCAUGUUGACUGGGUUUUAAUGCUGAAAGCACUGGGGAUAAGUGGUCUAUUAUGUAGUUGUGUCUGCGUUUGCACGUGCUGACACUGAAAAUCUGGCAUUAUGUAUUUUUUUUUUUUUUUCUCCCAAGCAGACACAAACCAUGGCAGCCCAAGGAGAACCUCAAGUGCAGUUUAAGGUAAUUUAAGAUUCUACAUUUUAGCUGUAUUUAAUGUUUCCCUGAUUAUCUGUAGAAACUUGUCUAAACCUAACUUCUGUUGUCUUUUGGUUUGCCCCCCUCCUUAGCUUGUUUUGGUUGGAGACGGUGGUACUGGUAAAACAACAUUUGUGAAGCGUCAUUUGACUGGUGAAUUUGAAAAGAAAUAUGUAGGUAUGUACAAUCUACAUUUUUAUUACUGCUUGGUUAAGUGGGAUAUUGGCAGUUGUUGAUUUAAAAGAACACUCAAAGUGCCAUAAUUGGUAAGAUAUUUGUGGUUAUGUUGCUUAGUGUUUCUUUAAAGACUUAGCAGUACUCUUAUAGGAAAAUAGAGUGUAUGGCUGAUCUCAUUUCAGGAUGUUAUCACUUUCUGUUUGCACUAAUAUUUUUCUUAAUCUGUGCCACAUUUUUCUUACUUGCUCAAUUCUUUAUUUUAAUUCCUGGUUGUUACCCAGUUGUCUUAUUUUGUGAAUAUAACAAAUGGUAAAAUAAACGGUGAGGGGCAGGAAUAAAGUGUCAUUAAGGCUGAUAGUUGCAUUGCAAUAUAGGUUGAAAAAACAAACAAAUGCAUAAUGGUGGCAAAACGGUUUUAAACAUAAAAUAUGCAUUUGCUAUAAAGUCAAUGCAACAAUAACUUUUUUUUUUUUUAAAUAUAAAACUUCCUUAGUACCAAAAGUUGGUUUAACUGUUGCUGGAAUGUAGCAACUUAACUUCUUUCCACUCUGGACCAACCUCUGACAUCCAGGAUCAUGUGGGAAAGACCUCUCCUACUCCAGAGAGCGUAGCAGGAACAGCUCUUACAAGAGCUAGUAGUGAUAUAGCAGUUCCCCUCCAAUCAUGAGACAAGGCUACGUGUUGAGGGUAAAACAGGAACUCAAUAUUAAUGGAGGCACACUGGCCUUUGAUGCAAGUUUCCCAACAAAGGUGACGCCCAGGUGGACCUUGUUGGGAACAGGGACACAACGUUUACAAGCCAAUAAAAACAAUGUGACCAUGAAUGAUACUCCCACAUACAGUACACAAUCCCUCCCCUCUGCCUGUGAUAAAAUUAAGGUAGAUAAUGGAUUAAUGUAAUUAUCCCCAAGCAGAAAAAAAACACAUUUUUAUUAAGUACCCCAAAACACAGCAUAACCCCAUAAAUGUUACAUCCCCUGAUAACUCUGAUCUGGGUGAACAACAUAUUCAGAAAUUUUUUGAAAGUCAUAUUUUUGCACAGGCAUGGUCCCAUGCCCAAAACAUGCCGAAAAUAGUUCCAGGGCAUUUGCGGCUAACUCCCCCUGAAGUCUACUUGCGGUUUUGGUCCAUGUGAACAAGAUGGUCGCCACCAUGUGUUCGAAUGGCGGCCACUUCUACUGUUCGGGAGUUUGAAGAUCCAUUUACAGUCCCAAUAGCCACAAAUAGGGAUUCUCUACCAAAAUAAAUUAAAGGGGCCAUAGUCACAGGAUAAAAGGGCUAGCAAGUAGUCCCUUCCAAACCCCACACCUCGCUCAGAAUAUGUUCUAGUUUUCUUUAAAACACAAGAUAAAGUAGGGACUAUUUUGUCUUAAUGUAUUUUUCCUAUGCCUGACAUUCUCUGACAGGGAGCUAAGGUCCGUUCCAUUUCCUGUGUCAGUUUUUUUCACAAUACUAAUCGUCCUCCUUUACACAGGAAAUUGAGUUGACUUAAGCUCCUCUGUUUUAAAGCAAGUAAAAAAAAAAAAACCAUAAGGCAAAUUAGAUGUAUAUGGUUUCAUCUUGAAACAUUACACAUAUUGAGUAAUCUACACCUUUGUGUCUGGGGCAAGUUACACUUCCGCUAUAGCGGUGACAAGGGCCCUUUCCACAGCUAAUAAAUGGGUAACAAUUUAUUUGCUUACCAUAAUCUCGCUCCUCCAUUGACGUCAGCUCCAGAGUUUAGCCGAAUGCAGAGUUUAGAGGCGCGCACUCAUUCAAACCCGCCUAUAGGAAAGGUAUGUGUGCACAUCAUAGUACAGCAAAGGAAAGUUGUGCUGUAUAAACACAGCAAUAGGUUUUAGUGUUCAAGCAAAGAGGAAACAAGUGUAUAUAGCAUAGUUUUGGUGAUUUAGAGGUGUCAAUAUAAAAACUGCCUAGUUUAUUCCUGUUGGCAAAAUGCCAAGUAGAGGCACUUGUGCAACUCUUAAAAGAACAAUGAAGGGGAGUUUGGGGUAUUUUAACCCCUUAAGGACACGUGACAUGUCAUGAUUCCCUUUUAUUCCAGACGUUUGGUCCUUAAGGGGCUAAGCACAGCUACUGUAAAAAGCUUGUAACUUGUUUUCAGAAAACUAAUGUACUAAAUGUAGAACUGAAUAUAAUAUAUACUACUAUAUAAUUUUAUUGUAAAUUUGAGAAGAUAGUCAUGCACUGACUAUAAAUCACUUGCAAAUUAAAAUUUUGUUAUUUUGAGAGAUUUCACAUACAGGAAAUUGUGUAUUGCUACUUUAGAGACUUGGAAUUUCUAUGGAACAAAUGGCAUGGCACGAGUGAAAUGCCUCAAUAGUAUAGGGACUCUCAAACUACUUGCUGGAAAAAAUUAUUUAUCAUAGAAGCUUUUUAUUUAAAAAACAAAAAAGCUUGUAUACUAGGCAUCCAUUUAACCUUUUUUCCUUUACCCCAAUAGCCACGCUUGGUGUCGAAGUUCACCCUCUGGUAUUCCAUACUAACAGAGGUCCUAUUAAAUUCAAUGUGUGGGAUACCGCUGGUCAAGAGAAGUUUGGUGGUCUGCGAGAUGGUUAUUAUAUUCAAGGUAAACUGUAACAAUAUAGAUUAUUUUCUUGAUGUUGGCUCUUGAGUAGAGGUUAACUUAAAACAGUGGAAGAUAUUUAACACUUGGUCUUUUCUACAGAUGAUCUCGACUUUGGUUUUUCAGCAAUAUCCAGUUUUUGCAAUUAAGUUUUUGUCCAAUGCCUGAAAUAUGACAAGCUUACAUGUAAUCCAUAGUGAUGAAUGCUCAAGUAGUCAAUCUUCACUACUAUAUGGAAAGUCUGCUUAUUCAAAGUAAUCAACAUAUACAGCAGGGGCAGAGAGAAAUAGUAUACGUGAUCAUUUUCUUGAUAUUUGCUACUUUUCCCGUGUAUUUCUAUUCUGUGCAUGCAUGUCCUCUUCAAAGGCUGUCUUCUUCUUGUUUCCAUAAACGCUAUCAACAUUACAACUUAAUGCUUUCAUGAGUUGAUCACUGGCAUGAUUUACUACUAGGUUGUCAAUAACCAUGGUCUUUAAUCUCCUGUUUUACAGCCCAGUGUGCCAUCAUAAUGUUUGACGUUACAUCCAGAGUCACAUACAAAAAUGUACCAAAUUGGCAUAGAGAUCUUGUAAGAGUAUGUGAAAACAUCCCUAUUGUCCUCUGUGGCAAUAAAGUGGACAUAAAGGACAGAAAAGUCAAAGCAAAAUCAAUUGUGUUUCAUAGGAAGAAGAACCUUCAGGUGAGUUACUGGGUUUGCAUGACUUUUAGUAUGAGUUGUUAGGUUGUUUAACACUUGUUCAUAACUAAUGUUUGGGAAGUUUACUCUAAAAACAUUUAUUUUAUUUUUUGUACAAAGCUGUAAGUACAGAUUAAUGGAACCAUAUAGCAUUUGGAAUACAGGUUUAUACUACACACUAGAGUACCCUAGUCCCAAAUUGGACUAGGGUGCAGCUGGGCCUUCCACUCGGCUGUUGCCUGUUCCACCUCUUCUAAAGUAAUUGUGGGGGCAUUGCUUCCUUGGCAAUAAUCCAAUUCUCCUCAUGGAAGAGCAUUGUGGACAAGGUAAGUGCCACAGGCAUCCAAUCAAGUGUUUCUCAAAGCAAUUCAUUCGAGGCUUUUCUUUGAGCUGCAGAUGUUCAACGUCGUCCUGGAGUUUCACUGGGUUGUUGCAGAGAAAGAGUCCAUAGUGGAUGCCUGGAAGACAGCCAUCAUAUUUGUGUUUGGCCCUACAAUAUAAACAUUGCAGUUUCUCCAAUACACUGCAACGUAUUACAUUGUUGUGUUUAAAACUAUAUGGUCGCUGCACUUUGAGAUUUAGUGGUCCUUUAAUCUCAUAUCUAGUCUUCCUGGCUGAGAUCAUGUGUAAGCAUAUUUUUGCUAGAAGUGAUGUGAAGAUCUGUUUAAAUACCUUGUAUGGUUUUCUUAUUUAAAUAACCUGAAUUGACACUGACAUGGGAUCUGCCUUUGUUUCUAGUACUAUGACAUUUCUGCAAAGAGUAAUUACAACUUUGAGAAGCCCUUCCUUUGGCUUGCCAGAAAACUGAUAGGAGAUCCCAAUCUUGAGUUUGUAGCCAUGCCUGCUCUAGCACCACCAGAGGUUGUUAUGGAUCCAGCAUUGGCAGCACAGUAUGAGCAAGAUUUACAGGUAAGCCAACUUAAGUAUAUAGCUAUAUUUUGUGAAUCUGUAUGUCAAUCACUUAUGGCAAGCAACUUUUAAACCCUAUAUAACCACUACAGCCUCUUGCAGUGGUAAUUUGUCCAAUGGCUUUUUACAGGAUUGGUGCUAAUGCUGUAGUGGUUAUGGUGAUUGGAAUGUUCCUUUAACAUUUCAGUUUUUGCUUAUGUAGCAAAAGUAGUCCUUUAUUGUACUUUAACAUUUUAAAUGUGUAAAACUUUCAUAGUGCCUUAAAUUGGAUAAUUUACCAAUUUGUAAGGUUCUUUCUUGUGAUAAAUCCACAUGGUAUGGAAAGAAGAAUUACUGAUCGCCCAAAACUUGGACGUAUUAUUUGUUUGAAACCAAAUGCACAGGUCUAACAUAUGGUCUAACUGGAAUAUUUGCUUAUUACUAUGCAGAAAAAUGUGCAAUAAAGAUCCAUGAUACAGAUUAGUAAUUUUUUUUUGAUUAAGCUGAUACCAAAAAACUUGUUAAACUUGAUGAAAAAGCAGACAAAUAUGGAUUUCAGAUGCAGGAAUUCUAAUCUAAUGACUAAAUAUUUUCUCAGAUUGCUCAAACCACUGCACUGCCAGAUGAAGAUGAUGAUCUGUGAGGCGAAUGAAGCUGGAGCCCAGCGUCAGAAGUCUAGUUUUAUAGGCAACUGUCCUGUGAUGUCGGUGGUGCAGCGUGUUUGCCACUUUAUUAUCUAGCAGAACAUGUGCUUAAUCUUUUUGGGAUGCUGAAGGAGAUGAGUGGGCUUCGAGUGAAUGUGGCAGUUCUGAAAAAAAAUUCCUUACUUCAUAUUUUGGACCUGCAUAUUUAGCUGUUUGGGACUGCAAAUACUCUUCCCUCAAGUUACAAUCUAAGUUAAGACUGCUACAGUCGCAUCACAAUAUUCAGUGGUAAACUUUUGUUUGUUACUGUCAUUCCCAUACCUUUUUUCGUUUAGAUCAUAAUAAAGUUGUAUUUCGAAUACCACUGCAAGUUACAUUCCUGUUUAAAUGUAUGCAUUAAUUUUUUUUAAACAUAAAUUAAAGGUCUCCUAAUACAUGACAUUACAACAUCCCUUUGUAAGCUCCUCACUGUAAAAUGCAGGGUUUCAAACUUCAUGAGCUUUUGAGUAGAAAUAAAGCCAAGGGGUGUGUUUAUACACAUUUUUAAACUUUUUUUUUUUUUUUUGCCAUGUAAUCACAUUGUGCUUGAUUACAAUUAUGUUGUCGAAAGGCAGCUGCACAAAAUGUAUUACAAGGUCUAGCUUGCAUCAGCAUGCUAGCAAUUGAGGUACUGCUUAUCACUUGGGGUGCAUAGGGACUGCCCUGUCUAUUCAAUGGUAAUUAUUCAGAAAGGCUUGCAGUGAAGAGUAGCUCCUAGAACUGGCUAGAAAGUUUGAACAUAGUCAGUUGGCUUUCAAAUAUAUAGAUUCGACGAUUUUGAAGUUGUUUACUACCCUUUUGACCUUUUCCAUGCACAUGACCUGGCAUUGCAAUUUAUGGGACAAUUUUUACAAAAGAUGUGCUGUAACUACCUAUGUGCUUUGGGAUAAAACUCCGUGCUAGCACAAAGGUAGGGAAACUAGAUUUUCAGAUGCAUUCUAAAUUUCUACAUGUAGGGUAUCAAUGUAAAAUGUUGGGUUAUGGAGACUUUCAAAGCAGUGAUGUCAACUUGAAACUCCUUAUACAUAUAUAAUCUUUAUAAAAACAAAU